UGAUUGAUGAAAGAUAUCAAGGUCACAGAAUUUAAGCUAAGCUAACCUAUCAGAUUUUGACAAAUAAUGGAAUAAAAAACGUAUUGUCAUCUUGUGAUUUGUAAUAAUAAUUAGUUUACAUGUUGAUCUCACAUUAAUUAGUAUAUAUUCAAGUGAUAUCAAUAAUUUUCUUCUAAUAGUUUACGAAGAUGGAACGUCCAAACAUCAUCAUGAUAAUAUUAUGCGUUGCUUUACCUUUGAUGGUAACCUACGUCAACAGUGAAUUCAGUGCAGAAGACUGUUGGGCGCUUGGCUUGAAUAAGGCUAAUCUACUUUGCUCAUCCUGUGAUAUUUUGAAAAAACACGACUUGGAAUUCAUAAGGAAUCAUUGUACUGAAUGUUGUCACCAUGAUGAGACAGGGCCUGCUAUCAAACGCUACUCAAAAGCUAUUCUUGAAGUUUGCACUUGUAAAUUUGGUGCCUACCCUCAAAUACAAGCAUUUGUAAAGAGUGACAGACCUGCCAAGUUCCCCAAUCUUCAAAUCAGAUACGUGCGCGGAUUAGACCCAAUAAUAAAAUUGAUCGGCAAAGAUGGAGACGUAGAAGAGGUUCUCGCCAUCGAAAAAUGGAACACUGACUCGGUUGAGGAAUUUCUAAAUACACAUUUGGAGUCUAGUGACAAGGACAGUGAACCUGAUUACUUGAAAACUAAUCAGAUAUAGAUGAAUUCCGACCUACAAUCAAUGGCUUAAAAUGGCCGUGCUAUAAUAAAACAAUGAUUUACAAUAUUUUAUGUUUGUAAAAGAGUAAAAAAUGUCGUUCAUAGAAGUAACCUAAUUAUUCAUGUUUUAUGAGCUGUGAAUGUAUAAACGUUUAUAAUGAUAGUUGUUUUAGAAUAAAAGAUUUUCCAGACAGA
Nilaparvata lugens (brown planthopper) is the source of this 895-nucleotide messenger RNA. Its product is annotated as selenoprotein F. Gene Ontology annotation, cellular component: endoplasmic reticulum lumen. Gene Ontology annotation, molecular function: oxidoreductase activity. The record is from RefSeq and is a predicted model, not a curated record. Lineage: Eukaryota; Metazoa; Arthropoda; Insecta; Hemiptera; Delphacidae. The transcript is spliced from 5 exons. Bases 189 to 701 code for a protein of 170 amino acids.